Messenger RNA from Onychostruthus taczanowskii (white-rumped snowfinch), 1767 nucleotides. RefSeq names its product lectin, mannose binding 2 like (gene LMAN2L). Gene Ontology annotation, molecular function: D-mannose binding. NCBI's taxonomy places the organism in Eukaryota, Metazoa, Chordata, Aves, Passeriformes, Passeridae. The record is from RefSeq and is a predicted model, not a curated record. Bases 41 to 1063 code for a protein of 340 amino acids. Gene Ontology annotation, biological process: endoplasmic reticulum organization; endoplasmic reticulum to Golgi vesicle-mediated transport; Golgi organization. Gene Ontology annotation, cellular component: endoplasmic reticulum membrane; endoplasmic reticulum-Golgi intermediate compartment; COPII-coated ER to Golgi transport vesicle. The transcript is spliced from 9 exons.
CAAUGGGCGCGCGGGGCGGGCCGCGGCGCGGCGGGGGAAGAUGGCGGCGGCGGGCCGGUGGCGGGCCGGGCUGGCCCUGCUGGCCGUGCUGCUGCGGCUCGGCGGGACGGCGGCCGAGCAGACCGAGGAGCACCUCAAACGCGAGCACUCGCUGUCCAAACCGUACCAGGGUGUGAGCUCGGCCAGCUCGGGACUCUGGGACCUGCUGGGCAACGCCAUGGUCAUGACGCAGUUCAUCCGCCUCACCCCCGACGUGCAGAGCAAGCAGGGAGCCGUGUGGAACCGGGUGCCCUGUUACCUGCGGGACUGGGAGAUGCAGGUGCACUUCAAGAUCCACGGGCAAGGCAAGAAGAACCUCAACGGGGAUGGUUUCGCCAUCUGGUACACCAAGGACAGGAUGCAGCCGGGACCUGUUUUUGGGAGCAAGGACAACUUCUUGGGGCUGGGAGUGUUCGUGGACACGUAUCCCAACGAGGAGAAGCAGCAGGAGGCUCAGAAGAGGAGGUACAGCCCUGGAAACCAGCGCGUGUUCCCCUACAUCUCGGCCAUGGUGAACAACGGCUCGCUGACCUACGACCACGACCGCGACGGGCGCCCCACCGAGCUGGGCGGCUGCACCGCCAUGGUGCGCAACCUCAACCACGACACCUUCCUGGUCAUCCGCUACGUCAAGAGGAGGCUCACGGUGCUGAUCGACAUCGACGGCAAGCACGAGUGGCGGGAUUGCAUCGACGUGCCCGGCGUGCGGCUGCCCCGGGGCUACUACUUUGGGACGUCCUCCGUCACCGGGGACCUGUCAGACAACCACGACAUCAUCUCGCUGAAGCUGUACCAGCUGACGGUGGAGCGGACACCGGAGGAGGAGAAACGGGAUCGGGAAGUUUUCCUGCCCGUGGUGGACAACCUGAGGCUGCCGGGAAUGGAGGCGCCGCUGGAGCCCAUGAGCGGCCUGGCCCUGUUCCUCAUCGUCUUCUUCUCGCUGGUGGCCCUCGUCUUCGCCAUCGUCAUCGGCAUCAUCCUCUACAACAAGUGGCAGGAGCAGAGCCGCAAGCACUUCUACUGACCCCAGAGCCCCGGGGCUAGCGGGGGCCACGUCCCCAUUGCCAGCCGUGCCAGGGACCCCCAAAGGACGGUGCCAGCCCGGCUGAGGGGUGCUGGAACGUUCCCUGGCAGAGACUUCCCAGCGCUUCUCCUGCUGCUGUGGCCACCAGAACCCUCCUGGACGAGCCCCCUCCUGGGCGAGUGGUGGCCGCAUCCCUGGCCGCACGCCAGGGUGGCAGGGAACCCCAAAUCCCUGGCAUGGGGACGGUGCCAGCCCAGCUGAGGGGCGCAGAGACUUCCCAGUGCUUCUCUCGCUGCUGUGGCCACCAGGUGAGCCCCACCCUGGCUAGUGCUGGCCACACCACAUUGCCACCAGUGCCAGGGCACCAAGGACCCCCCCAAAUCCCUGGCAUGGGGACGGUGCCAGCCCAGCUGAGGGGUGCAGAGACUUCCCAGUUGCCACCAUCCAGCUGUGGCCACCAGAACCCCCCCCGGACGAGCCCCUCCGGAUGCUGCUGCUGCUUUUCCCGGCUGGAUGAACUGGAAGAGCCCCCUCCUCAUUUCUGGGGGUCCCCCUCCCCGUUUCCCAGCAUGUGGCCAGCCCUGCAUGUCCUACCUCAGGGACUGCCCCGGUGGCCUCGGGGGGGUUUUGGUGGCCCCCGGGCUAGGAGAGCACCGGGGGGAUUGUCCAUGCUGGGAGUUGUUUCCAAGGAGAGUUUUCCUGGA